UACAAAGACAAAAAACUGGAGAGAAAAUAGCAUAGUAUGUCCCUAUCUCAGGUGAGAUCCGGUGUACGGAAAGGGGGAGGAGCCAAACACAUUCAUGUGUCUGUGAGCGCACGUCAUGACAGGUCGGAGAGGAAAAGAAAGGGUGACUUUUUUUUUUUUUUUUUUUCAUAGUUGAAUUGUAAGAGGAACAUGCCAUGAGAAUACGAAUCCCGAGGGAACAAAAAAAAAAGAAUGACUUGGAGUGAAGCUUGACCAAGUCUGGGCUUGCUGUUCCAAUCCAGGCAGAUUUAUUACACAGAUGGCACAGCAAGAGGACCCGCUGUAUGAUUUCCCAGAGCCCAUCCAGCCGCUGAAGAGCAAUCUGCAGAAGCUUCAAAGAGGACGGGGCUCCCUGAGAAGCAUCAGCGUCCUGGACCGCCUCCUGCUGACAGUUCCCGUGUGGCUUCAGCUGUCAAUCAACCCUGCCACUGCACUGCACAUUCUGCAGAGGGAACCUCCCGGGUCGUUCCUGGUGAGAAAGUCCCGUACUUCCCAGAGAAGUGUGCUUUGUGUUCGUUUGGCGGAUGAGAGCGUGCCAUCAUUUGUGCAGGAGUUUGGCAUCAGAAAGGAACAAUCCACUCUGUCUUUGGAAACUUCCGCCAUCAGCUUUCCAGAUCUUCCAAGGCUGAUUUCCUUUUACUGUGUCAGCAGAGAUGUCUUGCCUUUUCCUCUGGAGCUCCCAGAAGCCAUUGCAAAGGCAACAUCGCACAAAGAACUGGAGUCCAUCUCACAUAUGGGAAUAGAAUUCUGGAGCUCCCAGCUAAAUGUCCGUGGACCACGAGAUGCACUGAAGCUCAAGGUGGAUCAGAAGCCAGACGAAACACCAGCUUCAGCUGUGGCGCCUCCACCGAGCACCCCAACUCCACCGGAUUCAGCGCCCCAUCUUGAGUCAGACAACCUCCUUCAAAAAGAUCCAAAUGCGACUCUGUUCCAAGAGUUUUGCCCAAUCAUGACCCGCAGCCCCAAAGAGCUGGACUGCGGUUCUGGCCUGGGAGCUCUUUGUUUCAUCAACCCGCUUUUCCCCCAGUCUGGGAACAAUCUGACCAAACGGCGCAUGUUCAAACAAAGCCUUAAGGUCCGGGUUUCCACAGAGACGUGUACUCUGCUCUCACCGCCGCUUGCUCCACCGCCACCUCCGCCACUAAUGCCAAAAACCAAAGGGAAGGGCAAGGCCAAAAAGCAGGCGAAAGAAAUCACCAAGUUAAGGGAAGAUUGCGUCCAAGUAACUCAACCUGGUCAAACAGGCGAUGACCACCAGCCCCUGCCACACAUACAAGACAGUCACUGUGAGGACAAAGCGAACCUCUCAUCAGAAACUCCUCAUCUAGGAGUGCAGGAGACAGGAGACGAAAAAAGGAAAGCUGGAAUUGAGAAAAUGAAAGAGGAACUGGCUCAACUGCCAGCAGCAAUGGACAAUCUUCAAACAGACUACAUGAAACCAUCGCCUCUAAUCAGUUUUUCCCACAUUCCCUCUCUGUACAAGUCACCAUCCACCUGUCCCAUGACACCCCCACUUUUCCCCAAAGCGUCAUCGCUUUCUCCCAUCUCUCCCAGUCCCGUCUCCCUCUCUCCUAAUCUUUCUCCAUCUUUAUCUCCCAAGUUUCACGUCUUACCAUCUCUUUCCCCCAAGGCCUCCUCAGCUUUCUCUUGUGUCCGUCCAUUCCAACCUUUACAAACGGCCUCCGACAGUGCUUAUGCUGUUCCUACAGUCACAGACCAGCAGAGGUCGGGAAAGCAGUUGGAAAAAGGGGAUAGAAACACAGAAAAAGAAGAUGUGCACACAAAAGGGGAAGAAAAAGACUAUUUGGAUUUAGAGAAAGAGAGUUGCACUUCCAGUGACCUAGAAGACAAAAGUGGACCUCCUUUAGAACCCAAACAGACCAACAGUACAAGCCUCCAACAAACAAGCACCUCAGAAAGUAAAUAAUUUGUUUUUAAUGUUCUUUAUAAAAAAACAAAUUGCUUUAAAUUGUUUUUUCUUAAAUGAAGUGAUUUUAUGUAAAUAAAAUCAAAACCAACCUUUUUAUUGAAAUUGGUUCUAAAAUC
This is a messenger RNA of Oryzias melastigma (Indian medaka), 2085 nucleotides long. Its product is annotated as ras and Rab interactor 1-like. The record is from RefSeq and is a predicted model, not a curated record. Bases 299 to 1966 code for a protein of 555 amino acids. Lineage: Eukaryota; Metazoa; Chordata; Actinopteri; Beloniformes; Adrianichthyidae. The transcript has 7 exons.